UCUGGAUUGGUUCUAAAGUUUAGUGACAGUUGUUUUCAAUCCGUCUGCAUUUUUGAUGAUAAUAAUAUGAGGAAAUGUCUUCAUCGGAAGAAGAUUUUUUUAAUUCUUUGAAGAAAAAGAGAAAAAGGAAUGAUAUCAGUACAGAUGGCAUCGUUAGCAGUGACGAGGAAGCUCAUCAUGAACCCCACACUCCCACAGAUUCUUGUGCACGUCGUUCUACGCACAAGAGAAGCUCAGAGCGGCUGAGAAACAAGAAGCAGUUUGUUAUGCCAAAGAAGGAGGAUGUGUUAGAAGAUAUUCCGUCAACAGAGAAGAUCAAAUCAAAAACUCCAUCAAAAUGUGUCAACGACUUUACCAGAGUGACCCACAGGUACAAUGCUGAUCGGUACGAAACAUUUAACGAUGAUGAUUAUGACAGUGAUGAUAUUGAUGACUUUAUCGAUGAUGAGGAAGAAAGUGAUGAAGAUUCUUCAAAUGAAAAGCCACACCCCACUCGCAUCAAAGGAUACAAAAGACGACUAUUGCCUAAGGACAGCGACUCCGAUUCUGAAGAUAACUCGUGUCAGCCCCUUCAGAAUGAUUCAGAUGCAGAUGACAGUUUAGUGAAAGAGGGGUCAAGUGCAACUGCAAAGAACGGGUCAAGGUCGAAUUCACCAGUGGCUGGAUUAAAACUAAAGAAAGGCAAAUAUAAAAGUAAUGUAAUAGAAUCCAGUGAUUCCGACACGGAGGUAGAUGAAGGUAAUAACAGUGUGACAAACAACUCGGUUUUAGAAGGAAGUGAUAAGAAUCAAACACCUGUGGAAAAUUCAAAUAGUGAAGCUCACAGUUCUGUGAGAAUCGGAGAAAACCAAGAGAUCCCCACAGAAAUUGUGGUUAGCGCAGACUCUGGCACAGUAGUUGUCAUAUCUGACAGUGACGAGGAACUUUAUGCUUGCUGUGCCUCUGUGGAAAGCAGCAAACCUGAUGUUGUGACUUCUGAUAAUGAAAUUGAAAGUAGUUCAGGAUGUGAAAGUGAGAGUGAUGUUACUGAUUCUAGAAGUGAUGUAACUGAUUCUGGGAGUGAAACAGAAGAGGAACUUCAGAAAAAUGAUAGGGCUCACAGACAACGACAACAAAAGCUGAAAAAGUUUGAUGAUUUCAAGGAACAGAGGAGGAGAAAGAAAUUACCAACAUAGGAUUGUUCAUACUUUUUGUAUUUCAUACAUGUACAUUGAUAUACCUUUUGAUUUUUGUCAUUGGCUAUUAAUGACAUAUAUUUGGAAAUGUGUUCUUUUUCUUUGACAUGUAUAUGUAGCUGUACAGAUACAAUGUAUGUGAUAUAAUUUGUGAAUACAUGUAUAUAUCAUCUCUAUAUUAAUGUGUUUUUGCAUUUUACAAGGGGUAUAAUUUGUCCUGAUUUUGCAUUAACCUGUCAGAAUACAUACUGAUUAGCUUUGAUAAUUAGUAGAAUUAGAAGUUUCUUUUUAUCGAUAUGUAACUUCUAUAUAAUCAAUUAUUAAUUUUUUAUUGACAUCAAUAUAAUAAUUGUUAUGUUUUAGAUUACCAUAGCGAAUCAGUGUAUAUAAAUACAUAACAUAUGUAUGAAGAAUUGAAGGACCUAGUCGAGUAAUCGGCUCUGUGAUAUUUUUAGUCCCCUACCGAUGAAUUUGAAGGGGACUAUAGGUUUGUGCUUCAUCCGUCUGUCUGUCUGUCAGUCCUGCAAAUCAUUUUCCAACACUUUUUUUUCUCUGUUCUUGCAGAUAUUUAUUUCAUAUUUGGUACAUGUACAUUGCUUUGCCAUAAUAAAUUUACAGAUCAAGUUUGAAUUUGGUUUUGGUUUGUUGAUUUUUCACUAAGUUAUGACCCUUGGACUUAGAAAAAUAACAUGAAUCAUUAGUUUUCCGGACAUUUUUUAGUUUUGCUUACAGAUAUUCAUUUGAUAUUUUGUACAUUGCUUUGCCAUAACAAGUUACAGAUCAAAUUCGAAUUUCAUCUUAGUCUGUUGAAUUUUCACUAUUAAAGUUAUGGCCCUUGAACUUAGAAAAUUGUGUGAAUUAUCAGAUUCCGGACUGGGGCUUUUGUUGUGCUUGCAGAUACUCAUUUGAUAUUUGGUUUAUUGCUUUGCCAUAACACGUUACAGAUCAAGUUUAAAUUUUGUAAUUUUUUUAUUCGAAAAAUAGUGUGAAUUAUCAGUUUUGCGGACUUUUUUUGUUGUACUUGCAGAUACUCAUUUGAUAAUUGAUACAUUUUUAGUUUGAUUCUACAAAGUUGAUAAGAGCUAGUGGAGUCACAUCCACAACAGCUUAAAGUUUACAUCCAAGUUUCUUUUUUAUGUAGAUAAGAGUACUACACUCAUUGAAACUUCUAACAUAUUAAUACAACAAUGUAGCUAAAUUAUUCAUGAUCACCUACGUUUCACAGUUCAUUGACUUGUUGAAAGACCUAAACCUAAUUAUAAUUUUGUCUUUUUUCCUGGUUUAGUCUUUGUGCCUGAAUAGUAGUUGAUUUCGAGCCAUUCCUAUCCUGGUUCCCCAAUUCUCCCCAUUACCAUAUCCUACAUAAGGGACUUCAAAUAUUGUUGCGGUUCAGUAAUUUUUGCGACCGGUAGGGGACUAUGUAUUACCUUGCAAUACUCUCAGAAUGCUUGUUAUUAUAUACAUAAACGUAUAUGAUAUACCCCUUGUAAAAUUCAAAACUGUGUUUUGAACAAAAAAUAAGAUAUAUUUCCAGGAACUUCAUUCUAUAUAACUACAUGUGAAUAUGUUAUAUUUAAAGGAAUAAAAAAAAAUUUAAUUUGAGACAAUGCUUUGAAUGUAUUAUUUGAACAUGUCAUAUCUUUUUAUCAGUCAAAUAAAAAAAUAUUUAAAGAUG
Messenger RNA from Ostrea edulis (European flat oyster), 2850 nucleotides. RefSeq names its product clumping factor A-like. Lineage: Eukaryota; Metazoa; Mollusca; Bivalvia; Ostreida; Ostreidae. The coding region runs from base 75 to 1175 and encodes 366 amino acids. The record is from RefSeq and is a predicted model, not a curated record. The transcript is spliced from 4 exons.